Messenger RNA from Cryptococcus wingfieldii CBS 7118, 2592 nucleotides. RefSeq lists its product as hypothetical. The record is from RefSeq and is a predicted model, not a curated record. Gene Ontology annotation, cellular component: CAF-1 complex; nucleus. Gene Ontology annotation, biological process: nucleosome assembly. The coding region runs from base 1 to 2592 and encodes 863 amino acids. The transcript has 10 exons. NCBI's taxonomy places the organism in Eukaryota, Fungi, Basidiomycota, Tremellomycetes, Tremellales, Cryptococcaceae.
AUGACGGCCAGGUCGCCAGAACCCAUGGCCAAUAACACCACAGUGCAGAAUACAUGUCCCAACGGAGGAGCUGCGAAGAGAAAGGUCGAUGACGUCUUCUCGAGUAAUGGUAAAGGAGAGGAAAAGGAGAAUGAGCGGGCAGAGAAGAGGCAGGCCGUACAAGCACCGUGCUCUUCACUAGUCGAGAUCAAAAACAAGAAGAUUGUCUUCAAGCAAGCGCCCCACAACCGCGUUCUUCCUAGAAGAAAGCUCAUCAAUCUCGAGACGUACCUGCUCGACCAGGUGGAGGAACAGAAACAAGUCACAGAGAUUCCCGAGGAACACUGGUCCAUCAUCGCCAUGGCCGGGCACGAACUGACUGGUGCUACUGAAGGCAUCUUCUUGAAGCAGCUCAAAACCGCUCUCAACAUCCCGACCGAUCAAGACCUUCUGCCCAACUCUGUCCUGACACCAUUGAUACGCCGACUCUUCGCCCUCCACCAAUACGGGUUCCUCCCUUCCGACUUUCCUCCUCCCCCUCCCCGUCUUCCUGCGCACCUCCAAGUACGUUGUUGGCAAGUUGUCGACCUCCCCAAAUACUUUCCUUCAGAACAGCUCGAAUUGCUUCAAGCGCGCCAGGAAGAGCGAGAAAAGGCGAGAGAAGAAUGUAUCGGGAUCAUGACAAGCUUGGAUGACGUGGAAAAGCACGAGCUGUUGGGGAAGAAGGACGAUAAGGAUAAAGAGACGCCUGCGAAGGUGGCUGCGGUGCCGAAAGAGAAGCCGACGUCGGCAAUCUUUAGUCGUGCGAGCGAGGGGCCAGAGGAAGCUGGAUCUUCGAUCAGGGGGUCGUCCCCUGUCAAGAUGGAAAGCGCAUCUUCGCCUAUCAAACCUGGAAAGACGCCCGAGGAGGUACGUCCCCGUUCAUCGUGUGAUGGAAACGGUGUUGAUGCAGAGGUCAAGAUUGAAGCUGCCAAGGCCAAGAAACAAGAGAGAGAAGAGAAGAAGGCUGUGUUGGCUGAAAAGAAGGCAGCGAAGGACAAGGAAGCCAAGAAGAAGGAAGAAGCCACUGCCAAACAAGCUAAAAAGAUGUCCAUGUUCUUCAAGACCAAAACAACCUCUGCGCCCAAGGCUUCACCGGCUAGCUCAAGCUCGCCCCAAAAGAAGGGGGAGGAGGAGAGCGACUAUAAAAGGGUAUUCAGGCCCUUACCGACAAAGAAGCAUAUCCAAGUCGCCAAAGAAAAUCGAUGGGUUGAGCAAAAGAGAUCGAGAGAGGACAAGGCGGAGGAGGUCGAAGGAUGGUCAUCUAGAGACUUUAUCAACGAUCAUCUCAAGACACACAAUCAUCAAUCCCGCAUUCCCCGCCGCAUCUUCCCCUCAGGCAUCAAGUCGGCCCCCAUAAACGGCUCCAUCGCCGACGUUUGGGCCACCCUUCAAGAAGCCGAAGAACCCCGCGACGUCUUUGAGCAGUUGAAGGAUAGGCGCCGCUUCCCUUGGAAGACUCUUGCGUUCGACCAUCAGCCCAGACCGCCUUAUAGCGGGACGUUUACGAAAAAGUCGUUGCUCGUCGGACCAAGAACGCCGUUUGCCCAGGACCCAGUCUUUGACUACUCGAUCGACUCGGGAGAUGAGUGGGAGGAAGACGAAGGCGGAGAAGAUGUUGAUGACUUUGGCGGGGGCGGAGAAAAGGCAGAAGAGGAAGAUGAUGACGAAGAUGAGGAGGAGGGCGAGUUUGACGACUGGCUGGACGACUCUGAACAAGUGGAAUCUGGGCCACCUCCUCCAGAAGUGAUUGAUGUGGAUGACCCGAUGGGGUCUGUCAGCAAGUUGCCGGCCCCGGCAAAGGUGGCCAAGAAGAAGGAGCCGGUGAAACGAAUCGUCAAGCUUGUGCCGACUUGGAAGGGGCCUUUGUGGGAGACCAAGAUUGGUGAAAAGGGGACCGAAGGGUUGGAGUCGUAUCGUAUUCAGCUGCUGAACGAUACUCCUGCACAAAUAGACCCCUUCACGUACAUCUCUCCCGAUCCCGCCCAAGAGUACAAAGCCGACUAUGGCAUCGCCGUCAUUGGGCCCAACUCGAAUAUCAAAUGCCUUCUUUCAGCCGAGCUCAUCCCUCAAAAACCACCACCCUCUGCACUACCCAAAGACGCUCCUCAAAAGCCUCGGGGCGUCGCCAAGUCCUCCUUCCCCACUGAGCUCUUGGCCGAUCUAUACAAAAUGGUUGAAGGCGACACGAGGACUGCCAAGGAUCUGGUACCCGCGCUGAGAGAACAGUUCGGAAAGGCGGCGACAAAGGUGGCGAUUGAGGCAGAAUUGAAGGAGUCGGCGAUGAAGGAAAAAAGGGGAAAAGACGACAAGAAGGGAAAGGAGAAAUGCUGGAGGGUGUACAGGGAGGCUUGGGUUGCUGCUGGGUUGACGCCCCCAGAGAAUGCUCCUUCGAAACCCGCUCCUCAACCUGCCACUGUCAAACGCACGUCCCCUUCAGCCCCUGUCGCCCAGCUAACCGCUCCCACUCAACCUCAGUCUCCCAUGGCCCCGCCCCCUCUCCCCCCGUCCGAAGUUCUGAAUGAACCCCCUACAGCAACGGAAAGUCACGAACCCAUUGUGGUUGAUUCAUGA